Messenger RNA from Globicephala melas (long-finned pilot whale), 2564 nucleotides. RefSeq names its product minichromosome maintenance complex component 7 (gene MCM7). Gene Ontology annotation, cellular component: MCM complex; nucleus. Lineage: Eukaryota; Metazoa; Chordata; Mammalia; Artiodactyla; Delphinidae. The record is from RefSeq and is a predicted model, not a curated record. Gene Ontology annotation, biological process: double-strand break repair via break-induced replication; DNA replication; DNA strand elongation involved in DNA replication. Gene Ontology annotation, molecular function: single-stranded DNA helicase activity; single-stranded DNA binding; ATP binding.
GGCUCCCGCCUUGGGCGGAGGAAUCCCGGGCUGUGAGGCGGCGGCAUCUGGGCCCAUGUGCUUCUUUGUUUACUAAGAGCGGAAGCCGUGGCGGGAGAGGGGGUGGGGCGGAGGACGGGCCUGGUGGCGGAGAUCCCAGUGAGGGCAGCGGUUUAGGGGACCGAAAGAAAAGGAGAAUAAAACGCGUGGAAGAAACGCUGAGAACCUUGAGACCUGAGUGUGUUGCCGGCUGUGGGAGGCCCUUAGGAAACGAAAAGGUGAAGAAGUUUCUACAAGAGUUUUACCAGGAUGAUGAAUUUGGCAAGAAGCAGUUCAAGUAUGGCAACCAGUUGGUUCGAUUGGCUCAUCGGGAGCAAGUGGCAGUGUACAUAGAUCUAGAUGAUGUAGCUGAGGAUGACCCUGAGCUGGUGGAUUCAAUUUGUGAGAACACCAAGCGCUAUGCUAAGCUCUUCGCUGAUGCUAUACAAGAGCUGCUGCCUCAGUACAAGGAGAGGGAGGUGGUAAAUAAAGAUGUUCUGGACGUUUACAUUGAGCACCGGUUGAUGAUGGAGCAGCGGAGCCGGGACCCUGGGGCAGCCCGGAGCCCCCAGAACCAGUACCCUCCUGAACUUAUGCGCAGAUUUGAGCUGUAUUUUCAAGGUCCCAGUAGUAACAAGCCUCGCGUGAUCCGGGAAGUACGGGCUGACUCUGUGGGGAAAUUGGUAACAGUGCGUGGAAUUGUCACUCGUGUCUCUGAAGUCAAACCCAGGAUGGUGGUGGCCACUUACACGUGUGACCAGUGUGGGGCAGAGACCUAUCAGCCGAUCCAGUCUCCCACUUUCAUGCCUCUGAUCAUGUGCCCGAGCCAGGAGUGCCAGACCAACCGCUCAGGAGGGCGGCUGUACCUACAGACACGUGGCUCCAAGUUCAUCAAAUUCCAGGAUAUGAAGAUGCAAGAACAUAGCGACCAAGUGCCCGUGGGAAAUAUCCCUCGCAGCAUCACGGUGCUGGUAGAAGGAGAGAACACAAGGAUUGCCCAGCCCGGGGACCAUGUCAGCGUCACCGGUAUCUUCUUGCCAGUCCUGCGCGCUGGGUUCCGACAGAUGGUCCAGGGUUUACUCUCGGAAACUUACCUGGAAGCCCAUCGGAUUGUGAAGAUGAGUAAGAGUGAGGAUGAUGAGUCUGGGGCAGGAGAACUGAGCAGGGAGGAACUGAGGCAAAUUGCAGAGGAGGAUUUCUAUGAAAAGUUGGCAGCCUCCAUCGCCCCAGAGAUCUAUGGGCACGAGGAUGUGAAGAAGGCACUGCUGCUCCUGCUGGUGGGAGGGGUGGACCAGUCUCCUCGAGGCAUGAAGAUCAGGGGCAACAUCAACAUCUGCCUGAUGGGGGAUCCUGGUGUGGCCAAGUCUCAGCUCCUGUCUUACAUUGACCGCCUGGCCCCCCGCAGCCAGUACACAACAGGCCGCGGCUCCUCCGGAGUGGGGCUCACAGCAGCUGUGCUGAGAGACUCCAUGAGUGGAGAGCUGACCUUGGAGGGUGGCGCCCUCGUGCUGGCUGACCAGGGUGUGUGCUGCAUUGAUGAAUUUGACAAGAUGGCGGAGGCUGACCGCACGGCCAUCCACGAGGUCAUGGAGCAGCAAACCAUCUCCAUUGCCAAGGCGGGCAUCCUCACAACGCUCAAUGCCCGCUGCUCCAUCCUGGCUGCCGCCAACCCUGCCUAUGGGCGCUACAACCCUCGCCGCAGCCUGGAGCAGAACAUACAGCUUCCUGCUGCGCUGCUCUCCCGAUUUGACCUUCUCUGGCUGAUCCAGGACCGGCCUGACCGAGACAACGACCUGAGGUUGGCCCAGCACAUCACCUAUGUGCACCAGCACAGCCGGCAGCCCCCCGCCCAGUUUGAACCUUUGGACAUGAAGCUUAUGAGACGUUACAUAGCUAUGUGCCAGGAGAAGCAGCCCACGGUGCCAGAGUCUCUGGCCGACUACAUCACAGCAGCGUAUGUGGAGAUGAGGCGCGAGGCCUGGGCCAGUAAGGAUGCCACCUACACUUCCGCCCGGACUCUACUGGCUAUCCUGCGACUGUCCACUGCUCUGGCACGUCUGCGAAUGGUGGACACAGUGGAGAAGGAGGAUGUGAAUGAAGCCAUACGGCUAAUGGAGAUGUCCAAGGACUCCCUUCUGGGUGACAAGGGGCAAGCAGCCAGGACCCAGAGACCAGCGGAUGUGAUAUUUGCCACUGUCCGUGAGUUGGCCUCGGAGGGCCGCAGUGUCCGGUAUUCCGAGGCAGAGCAGCGCUGCGUGUCUCGCGGCUUCACACCUGCUCAGUUCCAGGCGGCCCUAGACGAGUACGAGGAGCUGAACGUCUGGCAGGUCAAUGCCGCCCGGACACGGGUCACUUUUGUGUGAUUCGAGUCGCUUGAGACACUGGUAUCUACUCUGCAUAUGGUCCUAAUCCCCCUUACUUUAAAGACCUAGAGAUGCCCUUGAGGGGAAAGGAGGAUCCCUUCUUUUUCCCAAGCUGCACUUGUUUUACUUAUUCAUUUUGCUAAUAAAGUGUGUGUAGAUUUGCUGCCUUCUGUUGAAACAGGG